Trichomonas vaginalis G3 is the source of this 822-nucleotide messenger RNA. RefSeq names its product protein of unknown function, DUF4106 family. The record is from RefSeq and is a predicted model, not a curated record. Bases 1 to 822 code for a protein of 273 amino acids. NCBI's taxonomy places the organism in Eukaryota, Parabasalia, Trichomonadida, Trichomonadidae. The transcript has a single exon.
AUGGAAGUCAAUGGUGAACCAGAUAUAGCUGGUAUUUUAAGCGCGGCUUUAAUGCCAUUGAAAGAUAUGAAACAUGCAGAUAUUUUGGACCAGUAUGAAAUGAACAUGGCUGAUGGAAAUAUAACACCUGACGUUCUAGAACAUUUAUCUCAAAGAACUACACAGAACCAUAGAGAUGGUAUAUUUGGUGAAGAGUUUAGAAAGAAAGUUAGGGAGGGAGAAGGAAGAGAACCUAUUGUACAUGACCUUGCAAACGAAAGUUUACAAAAUGUCAUAAAAACUUACUUUGCAGACAAUGAACCGAGAAGGGAUGAAUAUUUAAGAAAACUCAAAUGGACAGUACCAAAUGAAAUGUUAGUAUUGAAAAACAUGUUCCUUGACAAAAUAAAACCAACUACAGAAAUAAACGACGCAAGACUGAAAGAUUGGGUAGAAGCUUUCCCAUUCACAAAAGAUAUAGUUGGUAACAUGGAAAGAAAACCAGAAUGGCUACAAAAACAUAUAUUUGGAAACGAGCAUAUUCCAUAUGGACAGGCACUGUUUGAAGAGCUUGAACCGGAAACUCAGGAAAGAGUCAUGCAAACAAUACGCGAAGACUCAAAUACAAACUAUGACAAAAUCUUUCUAGGAUAUAGGUUACCUGAGAUGGGCGACCAGAGCCCAAAGGCAAAAAGGACAUGGGAAAUUUGCAACAUACUAGAUGAACAUAAUGCAAAGAUGCAACAACUUCAAGCAGAGGGCAAUGAAGGAAAAAGAAGAGUUAAAAACUCAGUCAGGAAGAAAGUAAAGCUUGGUCGGAGUGGGUUCUAUUAUGACAUAUAA